Molecule: messenger RNA, 1965 nt
Organism: Globicephala melas (long-finned pilot whale)
Lineage: Eukaryota; Metazoa; Chordata; Mammalia; Artiodactyla; Delphinidae
Source: RefSeq, a predicted model, not a curated record
AUGGAGGAACUGCUCAUGAAUGUACAUGGACAAGUGGAUCUGUGCAGCACCAGCGUAGCCAUGGAAGUGCCCUGCUCAGAUAUCCCUUCAAGAGAUCCUCUUGGCGCUGGAGCACAACUGAUUGACAGCCUCCAGAAAUAUGUGGGUUUGCAGUUUCAGGGAUCAGUGACAUUCAGGGAUGUGGCCAUAGCCUUCGCUCAGCAGGAGUGGGAGAGUCUGGAUUCUGCUCAGAGGGACUUGGACAGAGAUAUGAUGUUGGAGAACUAUAGGAACUUGGUCUCUCUGGCACGUCAUUCCUGUUCUAAACCACAUGUGAUUACCUUAUUGGAACAAUGGAAAGAGCCCUGGAUGAUAGUGAAGAAAGAUCAAGGGAGACAACACACAGAAUUUCAGUUGAAGGAUGAGAUAAUCAGCUAUAAAGAAAUGCUCACCUAAGAAAAAUUUGCAUCUUUUGCUCUGCAUCAGAGAAAUCUUCAUAAAGAGAAACCAUUUGAAUGUCAGAAAUGUGGGAAGACUAUCUGUCAAGUCUCAAAGCAUGUUCAACAUGAAAGAAUAUGUUCUAGUGAAAAAACCUACCAAUGUAAAGAAUGUGGGGAGAACUUUAGUAAUGGACAUCAGCUCACUGUACAUCAGAGGCUGCAUGUUGGUGAGAAAUCCUAUAAAUGUAAGGAAUGUGGGAAAGCUUUAAUUAAAGGCUCAGCCUUCGUUAAGCAUGGAAGAACUCAUACUGGUGAGAAACCAUAUGCAGGUGAGGAAUGUGGGAAGACCUUUAGCAGUAGCCAUCAAUUUACUGUACAUCAGAGUCUGCAUCCUGGUAAGAAACCAUAUGAAUGUGGGGAAUGUGGAAAAGCUUUUUAUAGUAGCUCAUACCUUGUUCAGCAUCAAUGAAUCCAUAAUGGUGAGAAAUCCUAUGAAUGUAAGGAAUGUGGGAAAGCUUUUAUAGUGUAUGGAAAGCUUAUUCGGCAUCAGAGUAUUCAUACUGGUGGAAAACCCUAUGAAUGUAAAGAAUGUGGGAAGGCCUUUAGUACUAGCUCCCCCCUUGUUAAACAUCAAAGAAUUCAUACAGGUGAGAAACCCUAUGAGUGUAAGGAAUGUGGCAAGGCCUUUACGUAUGGACGACUUACUCGACAUCAGAGUAUUCAUACUGGUGAGAAACCCUUUGAAUGCAAGGAAUGUGUAAAGGCCUUUAGACUUACCCUUAGUUCAUUUCUUAAUGCACAUCAGAGAAUUCAUGCAGGGGUUAAGCCCUAUGGAUGCAAGAAAUGUGGGAAAGCCUUUAGUUGUGCCUCAUACCUUGUUCAACAUGAAAGGCUUCAUACGGGUGAGAAACCCUAUGAGUGUAAGAAGUGUAGCAAGGCCUUUAGUACUGGCUUAUACCUGGUUCAGCAUCAGAGAGUUCAUACUGGUGAGAAAUCCUAUGAAUGUCAGGUAUGUGGCAAGGCUUUUAUUAGUCGCCAUCAACUUACUGUGCAUCAGAGGGUUCAUACUGAUGAGAAACCCUAUGAAUGUAAGGAAUGUGGAAAAACUUUUAGUCGUGCCUCAUACCUUGUACAACAUGGGAGAAUCCAUACUGGUGAGAAACCCUGUAAGUGUAAGGAAUGUGGGAAGGCCUUUAGUUCUGGCUCUUACCUCAUUCAGCAUCAAAGAAUUCAUACCGGUGAGAAAUGCUAUGAAUGUAAGGAAUGUGGGAAAGCCUUUACUGUGCAUGGACAACUUAUUGGGCAUCAGAGCGUUCAUACAGGUGAGAAACCCUUUGAAUGUAAGGAAUGUGGAAAGACCUUUAGAUAUAGUUCAGCCCUUAAAGCACAUCAGAGAAAACAUAUGGGUGUAAAGCCCUAAGAAUUUAAGGAAUUUAGGAAGUCCUUUUUGUUUGGCUUAAACAUUGUUCAGCAUCAGAGAAUUUGUGCUGGUGACAAAGUCAUCUCCACCAGUGAACUCCUGGGCUGGGGCGACAUCAUCUGGUAG